Molecule: messenger RNA, 381 nt
Organism: Haliotis rubra (blacklip abalone)
Lineage: Eukaryota; Metazoa; Mollusca; Gastropoda; Lepetellida; Haliotidae
Exons: 1
Coding region: 1-381 (126 amino acids)
Source: RefSeq, a predicted model, not a curated record
AUGAGACAGACUGAACGUAGUGCAGGGGUGAUACAGACUGGACGUAGUGCCGCGUUGACACAGACUGAACGUAGUGCCGGGGUGAUACAGAAUGAACGUGCUGCGGGAGUGGAGCAGACUGAACGUAGUGCCGGGGUGAUACAGACUGAACGUAGUGCCGGGGUGAUACAGACUGAACGUAGUGCCGGGAUGAGACAGACUGAACGUAGUGCCGGGGUGAUACAGAAUGAACGUAGUGCGGGAGUGAGGCAGACUGAACGUAGUGCUAGUGUGAGACAAACUGAAUGUGGUGCCGGGGUGGUACAGACUGAACGUAGUGCCGGGGUGAUACAGAAUGAACGUAGUGCCGGGGUGAUACAGAAUGAACGUAGUGCCGGGUGA